Molecule: messenger RNA, 1008 nt
Organism: Caenorhabditis remanei
Lineage: Eukaryota; Metazoa; Nematoda; Chromadorea; Rhabditida; Rhabditidae
Exons: 4
Coding region: 1-1008 (335 amino acids)
Source: RefSeq, a predicted model, not a curated record
AUGGGUGCAAAACAAUCUCAGGAAAGAAAAUCAUAUUUAGAUGAUUAUCCCAACCCCCUUGGGCAUUUCACAUCGAUAUAUAACAUUGAAAACAUCAGUUCCAUAGUUGCAAAUAGACACCAAAACUCGUUGACAACUGCGAAAUGGUUUGUCAAAAUGAAUAUUCAUUUUACACAUGGUAUAUGGAUGCCGGAGGGAAUGGAAGACCCACUUUUUCUUGUCGUUUACUGUGGAGUCGUGUGUCCGAAAGUCAAAGACUGGAGAGUGAAAGCUAAUGUGAAAUUCAUUUUGCACGAUUUGAAUGAUGUACAAAACUCGGUGGAAUACCAUUGUGGGGAUGUAUGGUUCGAUAACUACACUCAUGAGAAGCCAGUAAUUUAUCAAGAUACUAAUAUCAGUUUGGAUAGUCUUUUGAAUGACAGUUUUGGUUAUGUGAAAGAUAAUAUGAUGCGAGUGGGAACAGAUAUUCGAGUUCUGGAAGUAGAAGGAUUCCACCAACCAACUGUUGUCAAUUAUAGAGUACCUCCAGUUGAUCCGUUUUAUAAGCAGCUUUGUAAGUUUUCAGACGAAGAAAUAUAUAUCAAUAAAGCGGUCAUGAACACCCAUUCUAUAUUGAAACCUUAUGAUCUACCAAUCCGCGAUUUCCUGGAUCUCGAAAUCCCCAAACCGUCGACUGGGACUCUGGAAGAAUUUUUGGAUUGUGCUUAUGGCUAUCCAAUUCAAAUGGACACUCGAGCAGGGAUUCGUGAUAUUCUCCGUAGUGCAAAGCUUUUCAAAAUGCGAUCGGUGGCACAAAGAGCAGCGCAAACUAUUAUUCAUGAUUUAAAAUAUCCAAAAGGUUUGAAACAAGAAAUCAAUCUUGGAAUAGAGUUCGACAUGAGAAGAGUUGUUCAUUUCUGGCUGAAUAAAAAGGAGUCGAUCAGUAAAGAAGAUUUAAGGGAUUUAAAUAUCGAGAAGAUGUCAGGAGAGACAAUGAAGACUAUUGUGAAGAGAGUUCUUAAGUUGUAA